Metopolophium dirhodum (rose-grain aphid) is the source of this 1717-nucleotide messenger RNA. Its product is annotated as proteoglycan 4-like. Lineage: Eukaryota; Metazoa; Arthropoda; Insecta; Hemiptera; Aphididae. The record is from RefSeq and is a predicted model, not a curated record. The coding region runs from base 501 to 1229 and encodes 242 amino acids. The transcript has 2 exons.
CCAGUACAAAGUACAGGUACCGCAGCGACCAGUCUACACUUUUCGUCAACCGCCACUACGGGCUACAGCGCGACAACGCCAACUCCCCCACCACGCCACAAAGGCACAAGGUGGGACGGGAAGGCGAGUCGCGUAGAACGAGUACCGGCCGUCGUAGACCUACUACUAGCAACGUAACCCACGUCGUGAGCACAGCCACACGACCACAAAGAGAGAGAUCUAUAUUUUCAUAUAGCCCGCCGUCAUUUUGUGUUCUUUUUUUUUUAUAUCUUUCUUUGCUACAUAUAUUUAUAUAUAUAUCUACGUACACCCGGUACGGGGAAAAAUAAACCCAACCAUCGACACCCGAAAUUGUGUUUGUUUUUUUUACGCUCGAGUGUGCCACCCAACAUACCACACCAACGACCGGCUCUCCGCGGACCACCUACCACAACCGUCGUAGCCGCGUCAAAUUGGCUCCCCGCAGAGGAAUCAUCGCCUCAAGACAGCGUAAAGACAACAUGACCGGCCAACAGCAGGAGAAGUGGCAGCAGGUGGCCGAGUUAAUCCAACGGCUGGGGCUGGUAUCCGGUGGCCAGGAUGAGCCGCGAACAGCCGCCCAGGUCGCGAGGAUGACUACCCGCCAACUCCUGCAGGAUCCAGUGCGGGCGGCCAUCUACAACCGGGGCUGGGCGGACCGUACGAUGGACAUCCAGCGGAGGUUGCGGCCACACCGAACACCAUCAACAUCAACACCCGGCAGCCGCACACCGUCCCUGACAAGGCCACCACCCCCAGCAACGACACCUGCCCCCGUAACACCUGCGGAGCCGGCACCGGUACCCAGGCAAACGGGGGUACUCCCCGGCCCAACGGGAAAGGUGAGGACGGAGGCGCAGCAGGCACGGAACCGCCGGAAAUUCCAGCAGCUAAAGGAAAAGAGGAAAGCCAGGGAAAGCGAGGCAAGCCAACAACGUCGGCUUGCCAAGCAACCCGCGCCAACCUCAGACCCGGAAGCAGCCGGCACGCCUCCGGCCAACCCAACACCGAUGGAGGUGGACAAACCGGCAUCCAAGGACGGCAAGUCCGAGGAGCCGGGACAGCCCACCAGCCAGGAGUCACCAGACCAAUCAGAGGCCACGGUGGACAUAACCGAGGCAGAUUGGCUGGUGGCGUUCGAGGGGAUGCCGGAGUUAGACGACACACACUCGUUCUACACUCCGGUAGGGUCCCCAAAACACCCCCAGUAACACACACGGGCGCGGGCAAGUCUACCUCAAGCGAAAGCCAGAGGUAGUACAAGCCACCCCCUCCCCUAAUAGCACACAGACACCGGUACAAGUGUACCCCGUGUGACGGUUUGGCGGGGGGAGUAUGACGCGGUACGCAGCGGCCACCAGUACAAAGUACAGGUACCGCAGCGACCAGUCUACACUUUUCGUCAACCGCCACUACGGGCUACAGCGCGACAACGCCAACUCCCCCACCACGCCACAAAGGCACAAGGUGGGACGGGAAGGCGAGUCGCGUAGAACGAGUACCGGCCGUCGUAGACCUACUACUAGCAACGUAACCCACGUCGUGAGCACAGCCACACGACCACAAAGAGAGAGAUCUAUAUUUUCAUAUAGCCCGCCGUCAUUUUGUGUUCUUUUUUUUUUAUAUCUUUCUUUGCUACAUAUAUUUAUAUAUAUAUCUACGUACACCCGGUACGGGGAAAAAUAAACCCAACCAUCGA